AUGGCAACCGAGACAAUCACCCGCCCGGCAUUCUUGUCUCUCCCCAAAUGGAACCAGGUUCCGGAGACGAAACACGAAUUGGACUGGGCGGACUUGGUCACCCUCGACCUCAGCAAGUUUGAUCAACCGGGGGGUAAAGAAGCGUUGGCUGCGCAGCUCUUUGAUGCCGUCAACAGAAUAGGUUUCUUCUACAUCAUCAACUUUGGCCUCACGCAGGAAGAGGUGGACCGCCAAUUCAGCCUGUGCAAGCAGGUCUUCAACCUCCCCGCCGACGAAAAGAUCAAGUACCGCGCCGACCUCGAGAACGGGGGCUACAAUGGGUACAAACCCCUGGGGAUCCGCGAGAUCAAGAACGGCAUCAAGGACAACACCGAGAUCUAUAACAUCCCCAAGUUCAUCGCGCAGUACGAGCGCGAGCACCCGGCCAUCAUCCAGGAGCACUGGGAUGAGAUCCAGUACUUUGCCAAACACAUCCACUUCCAGAUUGUGCGCAAGCUGCUCGUGCUGUUCGCCCUGGUGCUGGAGUUGCCCGAGGACUACUUUUUGAACAUCCACCGCUAUGACGAGAAGAGCGACUGCCACUUCCGAUACAUGAAGUACCACCAUCGGUCGCCCGAGGUCAACAAGGAGCUGGAUAAUGUCUGGGUCAAGGGACAUACCGACUUUGGAAGCUUGACCCUGCUUUUCAGACAACCUGUGGCGGCCCUACAGGUGCGCACGCCCGAAGGCGAGUGGAAAUACGUCAAACCGUACCCGGAAAGCAUCACGGUCAACAUCGCCGACGUGCUGCAGUUCCUGACCAACGGGUUCCUCAAGUCGAGCAUCCACCGGGUGGUGGCGCCCCCGCCGGAUCAGGCCGACGUCGACCGCCACGGCGUGCUGUACUUUGUGCGACCCGAGGACAAGACGGAGCUCGUGCCCAUCCAGGGCAGCCCCGUGCUGGAGCGCCUCGGGUACGACAAGGCCCUCGACCCGGCCACCGUGGGCUUGACCGCCGGCGAGUGGGUGAAGGCGCGGGUGGCCAAGAACGUCAGCCGCGCCGGCGUCGAGGAGGAGAGUAUCAUCAAGGGUGUCAAGGCCAAGUAUUAUGACUAG
This is a messenger RNA of Fonsecaea pedrosoi CBS 271.37, 1095 nucleotides long. RefSeq lists its product as uncharacterized. Lineage: Eukaryota; Fungi; Ascomycota; Eurotiomycetes; Chaetothyriales; Herpotrichiellaceae. Bases 1 to 1095 code for a protein of 364 amino acids. The record is from RefSeq and is a predicted model, not a curated record. Gene Ontology annotation, molecular function: dioxygenase activity. The transcript is spliced from 5 exons.